Molecule: messenger RNA, 3210 nt
Organism: Acaromyces ingoldii
Lineage: Eukaryota; Fungi; Basidiomycota; Exobasidiomycetes; Exobasidiales; Cryptobasidiaceae
Exons: 4
Coding region: 257-2887 (876 amino acids)
Biological process (GO): microtubule cytoskeleton organization; mitotic spindle midzone assembly
Cellular component (GO): spindle; mitotic spindle midzone; cytoplasm
Molecular function (GO): microtubule binding
Source: RefSeq, a predicted model, not a curated record
ACGCAGAGAUUGAUGGACAGACUGGACGGAGGCCACUGUCAGUGUCGUAGCACAGCAUCAAAGUCACGUGACACCACGCCUGGGAGGUGUUGUUCUGAGACGCGUCCAACAUCCAUCACAGCCAAACGAUCACAGUCGCCAUCAUCAACCCCCGUCACUAUCAAAUCUUCUUUACCGACUCAAGUGCUACAGAUCUAAACAGUGAGAACAUACAGCAAGACAUCGGCGUCGCGCGCCGUCGACACAGAUCACAGACAUGGACGUGCAGGAGCUCUCGGAUCUCUUGACGUCUUCCACUGCGCACCUCAAGGAGCUCCACGCCCAGCUCGGCCACCCGCCGGACCACCUGCAGGGCGCGCUCACUGCGCUCCACGACGCGCUUAAGCAGGCUGUUGAUGGGCAGGUCUCCAAUGUCGAGAGCGAGGUCAAGGGAGCGAGGGCAAAGGUAGACACGCUCGAGAGCGAGUGCCAGGAAUUGCGACUUGCGUUGGGGGAGGCCAAGCCAAACAGGACAUCCGCGGGAAAGAGGAGCAGUGAGAACAAGAAUUGUGGGACAGAAGAGCUUCCCUUGCUGCCUCGGAUCAGCGCGCUGCAGUCGGAAUGGCAGCGACUCAAGAACUUGCACGGAACACGAAUGGCGCAGGUGAACAAGAUCAGGGACCAGCUCGAGGCAUACAAGCCGUUGCUGGGCAGCUUUGUUGCCUCCUUGUCAGCGCUCGAGGCCGAGUCGCCCGCUUCGUCAAAGUUCGAAACCGUGCCCGUCUCGUACAUCAACACCCUCAACGCCAGCCUGGCAUCGUGCGCCAACGAGGUCCAGAGCAGGCGCAAGGAGCUCGAUGCAACUGUGCAAGCCAUUCUCCAGCUCUGGUCUGAGCUAUGCUACCCUCCGGAUGUGCAGCCCCAGUCCAAUGGCUCGGCCAGCUUCGACUCACUGAUUCUGCGACACCUUCGUCUUCAGCCCUUGUGGGCAGAGGUGGAGAUGGUCGACGAGGAGGGCAACCCUAUCGAGGCAGCCGACGGCAUCGAGACAGAGUACGAGUUCCGAGGAGAAUUUGCGCCCGUCGAGACACUCGAUGGAGAUGAGGGCGAAUCGGCUCCCUCGUCAGGUGGGGCAUCGGUGCCAGAUUCGACGCCGACAAGGUCCUCUGGAUCGCAUGCUGCCCUCGGCCCUGCUCCUCGGCUUAUUGCUGCGCACGAGCUUGCGCCGCUCAAGGAGAAUCUGAAUCUUGCCAAGGCCAAGCGUCAACACCUCGAAGACGAAAAGACACGGAGAGAAGAGCAGAUCCAGGCCCUCUACGAUGAGCUCGUCGAGCUGUGGAUGAAGUUUGACGUGGGCGAGGAGGAGAUGGAUGCCUUUGUCCAGAGCAACUGCGGCUCCACUGCCUCAGUCAUCGAGGCCUACGAGUCGGAGCUGCUCAAGAUGCGCGAGCUCAAGAGCCAGCACAUGGCCCUCUUCAUCUCAAAGGUCCGACAGUCGAUUGCCGACCUCUGGGACGAGAUUCGAAUGAGCCCAGAGGAGAGGACGCAAGACUUUGAACAGUUCUUCUACGACCUCGACGACGGCAGUGGGCAGAUUGACGCAGGCGUCGAGCCGUCGGACGAGCUGCUGAGGCUGCACGAGCAACACGUUGAGGUGCUCAGACGCGAGGCAGAGCUCAAGCGGGUGCCUCUUGCCCUUGUCAAGCGGUACAGGGAUCUGCUCGACGAGGGCAAGGCGCUCGAGGAGAGCGCAAAGGACCAGACGAGGCUCAUGGGAAGGGGAGCCAGGGGCGACCCCGGCCGAUUGCUGCGCGAGGAAAAGACAAGGAAACGUCUCAAGAUGCUCAAGCCAAAGCUCGAAGACGAAUUGCAGCGAGCAAUUCCAGCGUGGGAGGCCGAGACGGGCAAGGUAUUCACAGUCGAUGGCUCCCGCUUCAUCGACGAGCUGGUGGCUUCCAUUGGCGAGGCAGCCUCGAAGAAGCGUCCGCGCGUUGCGUCGAACGCGGCGAGGCCGGUCUUGGGUGCAAGCGAUGCCCAAAAUCGACAGCCUGCGGUGGAGGCCACGCCUCAGACAGGCAACAAGCGGCAGCGACUGAAUAGCAACAUGACAGGCAGUACCGUCAAGGGCGGCGCAAGCAGCAGCCGACUCCUGUCGAACAGCGUCAGCCAGAGCGGUAGCGUGUACGGCCAGACUCCUAGCACGAUGCAGAAGCCAUCCUCGAUCAGACGGCCGCCCGCCAUGGCUCCGACACCAACGCCUUUGUCGAUGAGGCCCCAGAGCAAGGCGGUCAAAACAGCCUCGCCAACGAAGGGAUCCUCAUCAUCAUUCGGCUUCACCGCCCCCGCCAACAGGCAGGCAAAUGGUAACAGCAACAGCAGCGUGGGCUUCAAGGCACCUGCGAGCUUCCGCCCGAGACCGUCGUCGUCGAUCAUGGGUGGUGGUCUGGGCCAGGCGCAGGUCCCCAGAAAUACAUCGCACAACAGUGUCUCAAGCAUCGACACAAACGCAACAACGGUCGUCCACGCCUUUCCCCAGCUUUCGCCGUCCCGAAGACCAAAGACGACCAUCGACGAGGGGACCAGCACGGCAAAGAGAUUCAAGAAGCGAGGCCCCUCACUGGCGCUCCAGCCCUCACUACAGUCUUCGUCGGCUUCGGCAUUCGCAAGACCGAGCAUCUCUGGCGCAGGCGCCACCAUCCGCACCAUCUCCUCGUCGUCCUCUAGCUCGUCGCUGUCGGCAGCGACAACAACAAAGAACAACGGCCCGAGUCCCAAUUGGGCCGUCCUGGAAGACGGCGAGGAGGGCAUGGACGAGGGCCUGCUGCAGGGCGACGCCAUCGAGGCGUAUGGCCUCGAUGCAGAUGACCUGCCUUCCAUGAGAGGCGAAUCCAACUUCCUCGUUGCUUGACCGACCGGACCUUGUUCUCCCUCUCCAGUGUAAUUGCGCCCCCUCCCCUCCCCCUUCCCCAUCUUCCCCCUGUGCAUAUAGGCUUUCCUGCUUUUCUCUGUAUUUUCUUCCCCUUGUCCCCCGCAUCUGGGACGCCCUCGGUGGCCCAAUUGCCUUUGUUCAGUCCAGUACAUGGCGAGAAAGGCAGACUACGUCUUGUCUGUCUUCUUUUUGGAAGGUCUUAUUCUUCUCGAGCAGGUUGGAGAGUGAAAUACAGAUGUUAAAACGCUGACGACUUGACCUCGAAUUGGCUAGGGAAAAGGGCAAAGGAUGCGAGGGUCAGC